UACCUAUUCUCGCCAUCACCUACACGACAUCACCAUCAUGGCGGACGUGGAGAGUUCAGGCGCACCAGCUGAACCCCAGUCGAGAAAUAUAACCUACUGCGGAGUCUGCACGUUGCCUCCGGAGUACUGUGAAUUUGGUGGCACUGUCAAGAAAUGCCAGGAAUGGCUUCAGAAAUCGCACCCGGACAUGUACGAGCGUCUGUGGUCUGCCGAUGCCCUUGAAGCUGCAACGUCAACCCUGUCCAUCGAGGCCCGCAAGCGCGCCGAGAAAGACGCCCACAAGAAAGCCCUGAAAGCCGAAGCUGCAGAAGCCAAACAAGCUGCCACGAUCGCAUCCUCGAAGGUCAUCAUCAAGCGAGUAGAGCGCAACAAGCGAAAGUUUGUCACAGCCGUGACUGGAUUAGAGGCAUUUGGUUUGGACAACAAGAAAGUUGCGAAGGACUUCGGGAAGAAGUUUGCCACGGGAAGCAGUGUCACGAAGCUUCCGAGCGGAGGGGAGGAGAUUGUUGUCCAGGGUGAUGUGAGCGAUGAGAUUGAGGAGUUCUUGCUGGAUAAUUAUAAGGUUAUUCCGGAGGAUAAUAUUGAGCUAGUGGAGGACAAGAAGAAGAAAAAG
Messenger RNA from Amorphotheca resinae ATCC 22711, 613 nucleotides. RefSeq lists its product as hypothetical. Lineage: Eukaryota; Fungi; Ascomycota; Leotiomycetes; Helotiales; Amorphothecaceae. Gene Ontology annotation, biological process: translation reinitiation; formation of translation preinitiation complex. The annotation marks the transcript as partial. The transcript has 4 exons. Gene Ontology annotation, molecular function: mRNA binding; translation initiation factor activity. The record is from RefSeq and is a predicted model, not a curated record.